AUGCCUGAUUUGGGUUUUCCAGGUUCAUCCCUGAGACCCAGCUCAACGGCCCAUUCUCCGGGUGCUGCAGCGGACAAUCUUCCUGCAUCCUCGCCGCAUGGCCAGUACUCUGGAACCCCAACUUCUGAACAAUCAUCCUCUCCCACAUUUCCUAAUUCAUCUACAACACUGUACACACCAAGCACCAUAACUAGUAGCAUAUCUUCAAGUCCCUAUGCACAAGCAUUUGGGGGUACCAGCAGCUCUGCAGACUCCAGAGGUCCACCAUUUUCUCCAUUUGCCCAGUCUUAUGGCUAUCCUAUGUAUGGUUAUAACCAAGUUGGGGGAUUUCCACCGUCCAAUUCCCUGGAUGGUGUGAAUCGUUACAUGGGAGGUAUUUCAUCAUCUCAGCUGAUGCAGUCUUCAGCUAUGGGGCUCUAUUCAAACAGUCAAGCUGGUCAGAUGCCCUUUCCAUACCAUCCAUCAAUGGGUUGGGGUCCAACAAUUCCUGGUUUUCAACUUAAAGAAAGCUCAGACUUGAUGUCACAAGAAGAACUGGAUCGAUACAGAUACAGGCAAUUAUCGACACCAUAUUUCCCAGGUUUGCCACCCGGGGGUCCCUCUGGUAGAAAUUUCCCCCCACAUCCAUUGCAACCGAGCAUGAUGCGGACUCCUCCAUUUUUAGAUGACAGAGUUCAUAGUCCAGCUCCAAAGAAGCCAAAGAAAUCCACAGAGGAAGCAGAAAGACCUCCUACACCC
Messenger RNA from Lymnaea stagnalis (great pond snail), 738 nucleotides. NCBI's taxonomy places the organism in Eukaryota, Metazoa, Mollusca, Gastropoda, Lymnaeidae. The record is from the annotation of a GenBank genome assembly.